This is a messenger RNA of Manis pentadactyla (Chinese pangolin), 4167 nucleotides long. RefSeq names its product ATPase plasma membrane Ca2+ transporting 3 (gene ATP2B3). The record is from RefSeq and is a predicted model, not a curated record. Gene Ontology annotation, cellular component: membrane; intracellular membrane-bounded organelle. Bases 240 to 4142 code for a protein of 1300 amino acids. NCBI's taxonomy places the organism in Eukaryota, Metazoa, Chordata, Mammalia, Pholidota, Manidae. Gene Ontology annotation, molecular function: PDZ domain binding; ATP hydrolysis activity; P-type calcium transporter activity. Gene Ontology annotation, biological process: regulation of cytosolic calcium ion concentration; calcium ion transmembrane transport. The transcript has 22 exons.
ACGCUCAGAGCUGCGGCUGAAGCCGAGCGCGCCGCGUCGCCCGCCGCCGCCGGUGCGGAGCGUGGGGAGCACUCGGCCACAGCCCUCGUCUAUCGCCGAGGGUCGCGCCUGGUGCCGCCAGACAGGCCGCCCUGUGCGGGCCUUUCUGUCCUUGUAGAGGAUCGUGGCCCGCCGGGCGCCUCCCGUCCGCCCGCAGCGACAGCCCCGCUGUAGCCGAGGCCGCGGCAGCGGCCGUGCCCAUGACCGGGUGCCUGGGCUUGGCCAGUUCCCUGCUGCCACUGCCUCCACUGUACCUCACCCAGGCCCUGGGGCCACAGGUGGCUGCCUGCCCCCAGCAGAGGCUGCACCGGCAAGAAGGCCCAGCACCCUCUCCUCCCUGGGUGACAGGCAGGAUGGGUGACAUGGCUAACAGUUCCAUCGAGUUCCACCCCAAGCCCCAGCAGCAGCGGGAGGGCCCCCAUGCAGGUGGCUUCGGGUGCACACUGGCUGAGCUGCGCUCCCUCAUGGAGCUCCGAGGGGCUGAGGCGCUGCAGAAGGUCCAGGAAGCCUACGGGGACGUCAGUGGGCUCUGCAGGAGGCUGAAGACCUCGCCCACAGAGGGCCUGGCUGACAAUGCCAACGACUUGGAGAAGCGCAGGCAGAUCUACGGGCAGAACUUCAUCCCCCCCAAACAGCCGAAGACCUUCCUGCAGCUGGUGUGGGAGGCUCUGCAGGACGUGACCCUCAUCAUCCUGGAGGUGGCCGCCAUCGUCUCCCUGGGUCUCUCGUUCUAUGCACCGCCUGGAGAGGAAAGCGAAGCGUGUGGGAACGUGUCGGCGGGGGCAGAAGACGAAGGGGAGGCCGAGGCGGGCUGGAUUGAGGGGGCCGCCAUCCUGCUGUCAGUCACCUGCGUGGUGCUGGUCACGGCCUUCAACGACUGGAGCAAGGAGAGGCAAUUCCGGGGCCUGCAGAGCCGCAUCGAGCAAGAGCAGAGGUUCUCGGUCAUCCGGGACGGCCAGCUGCUACAGGUCCCCGUGGCAGCGCUGGUAGUGGGGGACAUUGCCCAGGUCAAGUAUGGAGACUUGCUGCCUGCUGAUGGGGUGCUCAUCCAGGGCAAUGACCUCAAGGUCGACGAGAGCUCCCUGACAGGCGAGUCGGACCAUGUGCGCAAGGCAGCUGACAGAGACCCCAUGCUGCUCUCAGGCACUCAUGUCAUGGAAGGUUCUGGAAGAAUGGUGGUGACGGCCGUUGGUGUGAACUCCCAGACAGGCAUCAUCUUUACGUUGCUUGGAGCCGGCGGAGAAGAGGAGGAGAAGAAGGAUAAGAAAGGCAAGCAGCAGGAUGGGGCGAUGGAGAGUAGCCAGACCAAAGCUAAGAAGCAGGAUGGGGCAGUUGCCAUGGAAAUGCAGCCCCUGAAGAGUGCAGAGGGCGGAGAGAUGGAAGAUCGAGAGAAGAAGAAAGGCAGCGUGCCUAAGAAGGAGAAGUCGGUCCUGCAGGGCAAGCUCACCAAACUGGCUGUGCAGAUCGGGAAAGCAGGGCUGGUGAUGUCCGCCAUCACCGUUAUCAUCCUGGUCCUCUACUUUGUGAUCGAGACCUUUGUUGUCGAUGGCCGGGUGUGGCUGGCAGAGUGCACGCCUGUCUACGUGCAGUACUUCGUGAAGUUCUUCAUCAUCGGGGUCACUGUGCUGGUUGUGGCUGUCCCAGAGGGCCUGCCUCUUGCUGUCACCAUCUCCUUAGCUUACUCUGUCAAGAAAAUGAUGAGGGAUAACAACCUGGUCCGCCACCUGGAUGCCUGUGAGACCAUGGGCAACGCCACGGCCAUCUGCUCAGACAAGACAGGCACGCUCACCACCAACCGUAUGACCGUGGUCCAGUCCUACCUCGGGGACACCCACCACAAAGAAGUUCCAGCCCCCAGCACCCUGAGCCCCAAGAUCCUCGAUCUGCUGGUCCAUGCCAUCUCCAUCAACAGUGCCUACACCACCAAAAUACUACCUCCAGAGAAGGAAGGUGCCCUCCCACGCCAAGUGGGCAACAAGACGGAGUGCGCUCUGCUCGGCUUCGUCCUGGACUUGAAGCGGGACUUCCAGCCUGUGCGAGAGCAGAUUCCAGAAGAAAAGCUUUACAAAGUGUACACCUUCAACUCGGUCCGCAAGUCUAUGAGCACAGUCAUCCGCAUGCCUGACGGCGGCUUCCGCCUGUUCAGCAAGGGUGCCUCAGAGAUCCUGCUGAAAAAGUGCACCAACACCCUGAACGGCGACGGCGAACUGCGUGGCUUUCGCCCUCGGGACCGGGACGAUAUGGUGAAGAAGAUCAUUGAGCCGAUGGCUUGUGAUGGCCUCCGCACCAUCUGCAUUGCCUACCGGGACUUCCCUGCCACCCAGGAGCCCGACUGGGACAACGAGAGUGAGGUCGUGGGUGACCUCACCUGCAUAGCUGUCGUUGGCAUCGAGGACCCUGUGCGGCCUGAGGUCCCUGAAGCUAUCCGCAAAUGCCAACGUGCGGGCAUUACGGUCCGCAUGGUGACUGGGGAUAAUAUCAACACUGCCCGGGCCAUCGCAGCCAAGUGUGGCAUAAUCCAUCCUGGGGAGGACUUCCUGUGCCUGGAGGGGAAGGAGUUCAACCGGCGGAUCCGCAAUGAGAAAGGCGAGAUUGAGCAGGAGCGUCUGGACAAGGUGUGGCCCAAGCUGAGGGUCCUCGCGCGAUCAUCUCCCACUGACAAGCACACUCUAGUCAAAGGGAUUAUAGACAGCAGCACCGGCGAGCAGCGGCAAGUGGUGGCCGUGACGGGGGAUGGUACUAAUGACGGGCCAGCCCUCAAGAAGGCAGAUGUGGGCUUUGCCAUGGGCAUCGCAGGGACUGAUGUGGCCAAGGAGGCCUCAGACAUCAUCCUGACCGAUGACAACUUCACCAGCAUUGUCAAGGCAGUCAUGUGGGGCCGCAAUGUCUAUGACAGCAUCUCCAAGUUCCUGCAGUUCCAGCUGACAGUCAAUGUAGUGGCUGUGAUCGUGGCCUUCACGGGUGCCUGCAUUACUCAGGACUCUCCUCUCAAAGCCGUGCAGAUGCUGUGGGUGAACUUGAUCAUGGAUACGUUUGCCUCUCUGGCCCUGGCCACAGAGCCACCCACUGAGUCACUGCUGCUGCGGAAGCCAUACGGCCGAGACAAGCCACUGAUUUCCCGCACCAUGAUGAAGAACAUCCUGGGCCACGCGGUCUACCAGCUCACCGUCAUCUUCACCCUGCUCUUCGUUGGGGAGCUCUUCUUUGACAUCGACAGCGGGAGGAAUGCGCCCCUGCACUCGCCGCCCUCAGAGCACUACACCAUCAUCUUCAACACCUUCGUCAUGAUGCAGCUCUUCAACGAGAUCAAUGCCCGCAAGAUCCACGGCGAGCGCAACGUCUUCCACGGCAUCUUCAGCAACCCCAUCUUCUGCACUAUCGUCCUGGGCACCUUUGCAAUUCAGAUCGUCAUCGUCCAGUUUGGUGGGAAGCCCUUCAGCUGCUCCCCACUGUCCACAGAGCAGUGGCUCUGGUGCCUGUUUGUUGGUGUUGGGGAGCUGGUCUGGGGACAGGUCAUCGCCACCAUCCCCACCAGUCAGCUCAAGUGCCUGAAGGAAGCAGGGCACGGGCCUGGGAAGGAUGAGAUGACCGACGAGGAGCUGGCGGAGGGGGAGGAAGAGAUCGACCAUGCUGAGCGGGAGCUCCGCAGAGGCCAGAUCCUCUGGUUCCGGGGCCUCAACCGGAUCCAGACACAGAUGGAGGUAGUGAGUACCUUCAAGAGAAGCGCUUCAUUUCAGGGUGCUGUGCGCCGGCGGUCCUCGGUCCUCAGCCAGCUCCAUGACAUCCGGGUGGUGAAAGCAUUCCGUAGCUCGCUCUAUGAAGGCCUGGAGAAACCAGAAUCCAAGACCUCCAUCCAUAACUUCAUGGCGACGCCCGAGUUUCUGAUCAAUGACUACACCCACAACAUCCCACUCAUCGAUGACACAGAUGUGGAUGAGAACGAGGAGCGCCUGCGGGCCCCCCCACCCCCAUCCCCCAACCAGAACAACAACGCCAUAGACAGCGGCAUCUACCUGAGCACGCAUGGCACCAAGUCAGCUACCUCGUCAGUGUUUUCUUCCAGACCCAGCAGCCCGCUCCACAGCGUGGAGACAUCCCUCUAAGCAAAACUGCUCUUGGCACGGGCGC